Molecule: messenger RNA, 8106 nt
Organism: Aspergillus nidulans FGSC A4
Lineage: Eukaryota; Fungi; Ascomycota; Eurotiomycetes; Eurotiales; Aspergillaceae
Product: putative translational activator
Exons: 9
Coding region: 1-8019 (2672 amino acids)
Biological process (GO): regulation of cytoplasmic translational initiation
Cellular component (GO): cytoplasm; nucleus
Molecular function (GO): protein kinase activator activity
Source: RefSeq, a predicted model, not a curated record
AUGGACGACUUUCCAUGGGAUCAGGUGAAAUCAGGAGAUCUCGAGAUUCUGCGGGUCGUGCUCCUCUCGAGUUCGACUUCGCGCAGGACUCGCGUUCUCAGUGAUCUCCGCGAGAAAAUUGGGUCUGAUCUACCGGAGAUUUCCCGUCAGUCUCUCCUAGAGCUUCUUCUCCAGACAAUUCCGCGAUAUGUUGACCGCCCGUCUCGUCAGGCCGUCCAACAAUGCCUCCGCUCUCUACUCAAAGCCCCCAUUCCAACCGAGGAUCUGAAAUACUUGGUGUCAGAAUUACAGAAAGAAGCCUCCAAAUCUAGCUUGGAUGCAGGUUCUACAUUGGUUCUUUUAGAAUGGUGCUCUAUCCUGCUGCAGACUCUGAAGAGCGACACCGAAACCCCGCUUUCAGUCGUGUUGGAUAUCAUUGCCCUGGAUGCUCGGGCGCUCGAGACAUGUCUGGUUGCUCAUCCCAAACCGGCUGUGGAAAAGUCCGCAUAUAGGGUAACAAGACGCGCCCUACGUGCGGUGUUCUCCGACGCCUGGGGUGACGAUGCUAUCAAACAGUCUGUUCAGCGCCUGGCUAGCAAUGCGACCACCGGACAGAAAAAUGCGCCUUUCCUUGGUGUUAUCUCUGGUGUCAGCGCACGCCUACCGAAUAAGAAGGAAGUUUUAGCAGGAGAGAAAAAGACCCUCGUUGCAUACUAUAUCAAAGAACUUGUCGGGACCAAGGCUGCGCCGCCUGCACAUAUUGCUAAUGGCAUGUCCGACUUUUUCGAGUCCUUCAUCACGGAGGCGGACCUCACGUCGGACAUACUCCCUCCCCUCGAGAAAGCAAUCCUGCGGUCUCCAGAAGUGGUAUUUUGCGGGCUGCUACCGUCGCUUUUCUCAUAUCUUCCGACAGAAAUCGACCUUUCGGAGAUAUUAUAUUCUCGCUUGCUCAAGCACUUGCUAUCCAGUAUGAAGUCGAAUAACCCUCUCAUUCGGCAAGGUGCUCUGCAAUCAUUCGAGUCACUUCUCGUCAAAUCUAAGACCGAAAGCUUGCUUCUCAAGAUUGCUGGCGAGGUUAUUGGGCCUCUGAAAGGCAAUAAAAUCACCAGUCCAGAGCAACGUGCUAUUUACGCUCAAGCCCUCUCAGCAGUUUCUCCUACAACCGAUAUUUCCAAAGACAUCAUACAAGGAUUUGUACCAGUCUUCACUCGCGAGUCAAACGAGGCUGCCCUUGAACAAGAGAUCAAGGCGUUCGCUAAACACCUCACCCGCCUCAUUCAAUCAAAGGCGAAAAUUCCUGAUGACGUCGUCAAUACUAUCGUCAAGGGGUCUGCUGAGAAAAAAAUACCGUUUCGAAGACUUUGGCAGCUCUAUAUUGGCCAAGCUAUUUGGCAGGCUGAGCCUGAAACAUUGGCGAGCAAUGAGAUUGAACCUUUUGUUACAAAAUUUGUAGCCAAGCUGGAGGGGAUUUUCAAAGAAGUCUCGUCUAAUCCAUUGCCAUCGGCACAGAACGGAGCUCUUUUCACAGCGUAUGUUUACCUCGCGCUCUGCGGACGGCUGUCUGCACUCGAGAAAUUCGACAAGGCAGCCUGGGAAGAGAAUGUCGGCCACUCCAUGGCGCUUCAGCCGAAGCCAUCCUUCCUUCUGAAUCCCAAGGCGUACUCCAAGCUGGCCUCCCAAGCAGAGGUCCAGUGGGCUGUCAGAACUCUUGCUGCUGUCCCUUCUGCUGCUAAGUUUGAUGAUGCUGAUGCACAAACUAAGACCGCCUGGGCUGAGGCAUUUAUUUACGCUAUAACAGCCCCUGGGCUGCACAACAGUUUUCGUGAUGAAUCCGCUCGUAACUUGUCUAUCGUCUACAAGACAAACAUUGGUGCAAUAGGACGUGUUAUAACGGACGCUCUUUGGUCUUGGAUUCUCGCUUUUAGAACAGGGGAGAAAGAGUCUGCUCCUGUCUCUGCAGGCCCGGACCACCUAAAGUUCCUUCACCUGGUCGUUAAGGCAAUCUGCCCUGCUCCGUCCAGCUCAGAGUCUUCGGAGCAGACUCCUGCCGGUCUUAAGAGUCAGCUUAUCAGCCUGCUGCUUCUCGCUCGGCCUGAGAUGAUUCCUAAUGCUCAUUGGAUUGAUCUUUGUUUGAGAACUGGCACGGAUCCUGGUAACCUUGUCCGUGAGUUUUCGAGUGAUUGCAUGAACCAAUUGGUCCGGGUGCAAGAGGAUCCCAUUCAAUCUAAAGUCCCCCAGGUUGACGCUGCUAUUUGGGCUGCAGCCGGUGACUUGGCUUUUGUAGCGCCUGAUGUAAUGGUCUCCCAGCUUGUUGAACAGAUUAAGGAAGAUCUAGACGUCUCGCGCGUGGCCCAUUUCACUCCCACCGAUGCUGCAAUUGCCAGGACUCCUGAAGGUACCAUGUUCGUAGACGUGCUGAACACAAAGUCAAGACAAACAUUUGACAAGAAUACCAAAGAUUAUGAUAUUCUCAAGUGGGAGGAGGAGAUGCGGGCACACUUGGCCCAGAAACAGGGCGAGAAGCCAAAGAAGCUUACUGCAGACGAGCAAGCGAAGGUGAAGGCGCAGCUCGCCAAGGAAGCCAAGAUCCGUGAAGAUGUUCUACGCGAGGUGAAGAGAAUCGAACGUGGCUGUGGACUCAUCCAGGGCCUCGCCGCUGGGCCAGCCAUUGACGCAGAUGACUGGAUCAACCCGGCGCUCGCAUCAUUACUAGAACUUUCAAAGGCGGGAGCUGGUUUGUUCGCCGGAGACGUCAUCUCAAAUGCUUACAUCAAAUGCUCUGAGAAGGUAUCUUCGCGCCUUGGUCCUCUACGGCAAUUUGUGGGUGUCGCCACUCUUAGAGCCAUGGGCAAGGGCACUGUGCCUGCUGAGAUGGAACUAGAGCCUCUUGGAAAGCUAGUCACAAGGAUUCUCUAUCGCUUGCGCUUCGCGUCCGAGCAGCGCCCCCUUGAUAACUCUUCUCUGGCAUACGCUCUGCCUCUCCUAUUCACGGUCCUCGCACAGAACGGCAUUGAAGAGGAAAAAGGCGACGAGGAGGGCGAGCAGGUGCUGCUUGCUCUUGAAAUCCUGUCCUACCACUCAGGCUCAUUUACCGAUAACCGUCUUCCUCGAGUAGAGAUUCUCGGCCAGCUGAUAUCCUCCAUGCAGAGGUAUACUCAGCAUUACAAGCUCAUCAAAGAUACUCUAUUCGAUGCAAGCAGGUGUAUCGCGCCGAAUAUCAACGAAAACGAAGUGAACGUUCUCCUCAAAGGCACCAUUGUCUCGGACCCGUCUGUACGGUCAGCAGUCCUACAGGCCAUUGACGCUGAAAUUGACUUAACCGAUAUGGACUUUUCCGAGCAUAUCUGGCUUGAAUGCCAUGAUCAUGUGGAGGAAAACGCCGAGAUAGCCGAGAGCAUUUGGGAAGAGAACGGCCUGGAAAUUGAUGAGACUGCGUAUGGAAAGCUCAUUCCCUACCUCGACUCUCGGGAUUCCAAUCUCCGAGGAGCUGCCGCUCGUGCAAUAGCCCAUGCAAUUGAGUCAAACCAUUCAGUGUUCGGUGAUAUUAUCUCUCAGCUUCAAUCGAAAUACGAAUUCGAAAUCCGGCCCAAGGAGCCCGAGAAAGACAAGUAUGGCAUGCCGAAGAAGGUUGACACGACAGACCACUGGGAGUCACGCAGCGGUAUUGCUCUUGCCUUUGGGGCCAUGCAAAACCUUUUCGAAGGUGAUCAAAUCGUCUCAUUCCUCCGGUUCUUGAUUGAGAGGGGACCACUUAUCGAUCGCAGCAGUGUUGUCAGAGAUCAGAUGGCCGACAGCGGUAAAGGUGUUAUUGCCGCACGUGGUCAGGAGAAGGUGGAAGAGCUGAUGAAGCUCCUGGAGACAACUCUAGAGACCUCAGAUAAGGGAAGCGAGACAUCCGAUCUUCUUAACGAGGCUGUCGUCGUCCUCUACGGCUCCCUGGCCCAGCACCUCAAGUCGGAUGAUCCACGGUUGCAAACUGUCAUCAAGAGACUUCUUGCCACUCUUCCUACUCCCUCCGAAUCGGUUCAGUCUGCUGUGUCCGACUGUCUCCCACCCCUAAUUCGACUUGCGGGGCGCCAGAGCGGCAAGUACGCCCAGGAAAUGCUAGACCAAAUCCUGCAGAGCAAGGAUUACGCCACCCAGCGUGGUGCGGCUUAUGGGUUAGCUGGUAUUGUUAAGGGCCGGGGAAUUGUCACACUGCGCGAGUUCCGGGUCAUGCCCCAUCUGCAAGACGCUGCUGAGAACAAGAAAGAGCCUCAUAAAAGACUGGGUGCUCUAAUGGCGUAUGAGCUUUUUGCAACCAUUCUUGGCCGGACAUACGAGCCGUACGUUAUUCAAGUGGUUCCACAGCUCCUGACUAGCUUCGGCGACCCGAACGCGGAUGUCCGCGAGGCUUGCCUGUACACGGCAAAAGCCUGCUUUUCGAACCUCAGCUCUUAUGGCGUCAAGAAAAUUCUUCCUACUCUCCUUGAAGGUCUCGACGAUACCCAAUGGCGUAGCCAGAAGGGGGCAUGUGAUUUGCUAGGAGCCAUGGCCUACCUUGACCCGCAGCAACUCGCCGUCAGUCUGCCUGAGAUAAUACCUCCACUGACUGUCGUGUUGAACGACACCCAUAAAGAGGUGCGCAAUGCUGCGAACCGCAGUCUUCAACGAUUCGGAGAAGUUAUCAGCAAUCCUGAAAUAAAAUCGUUGGUUAAUGUAUUGCUGAAGGCCCUGAGCGAUCCCACCAAAUUCACAGAUGAAGCCCUCGAUGCCCUUAUCAAAGUCUCCUUCGUCCAUUAUCUGGACGCACCAUCUCUGGCUCUUGUUGUUCGCAUCCUUGAGCGUGGUCUUGGCGACAGAUCAGCGACUAAGCGGAAGUCUGCCCAAAUUAUUGGCAGUCUGGCUCACCUUACGGAGCGCAAGGACCUUAUCACUCACCUGCCUAUCAUCGUUUCUGGGCUCAAUUUGGCCAUCGUUGAUCCUGUGCCUACAACUCGUGCUACUGCAUCCAAGGCCCUUGGUUCCUUAAUUGAGAAACUCGGAGAAGAUGCGCUGCCGGAUCUCAUCCCCAACCUUAUGUCUACGCUCAAGUCAGACACAGGAGCCGGCGACCGUUUGGGAUCCGCUCAGGCUCUUUCGGAGGUUCUGGCGGGUCUUGGCACAACAAGACUCGAGGAGACCUUGCCAACAAUUCUACAGAAUGUCAGCAGCUCCAAGGCCACUAUCCGCGAAGGUUUUAUGACCCUCUUUAUCUACUUGCCUGCCUGCUUCGGAAACAGCUUCGCGCCAUACCUUGGCAGAAUAAUUCCACCUAUCUUGGCUGGUCUGGCUGACGAUGUCGACACGAUUCGUGAGACUUCGCUUCGCGCCGGUCGCCUGCUGGUCAAGAACUUCUCGUCCAAGGCAAUCGAUCUUCUGCUUCCUGAACUUGAGCGCGGACUUGCGGAUGAUAGCUACCGUAUCAGGUUGAGUUCCGUCGAGUUGGUUGGUGAUCUGCUCUUCAGUAUUACAGGCAUCACGGCCAAGACCGAGGCCGAAGAGGAGGAUGAAGAAGCCGCUCAGGCUGGACAGUCACUGCUCGAGGUUCUUGGAGAGGAGAGGAGAGACAAGGUCUUGUCCGCGCUGUUUAUCUGCCGCUGCGAUACUUCCGGUCUCGUCAAGACUGCAGCAAUGGGUGUAUGGAAGUCGCUUGUCGCGUCUCCAAGAACACUCAAAGAGAUGGUCCCCACCUUGUCCCAGCUCAUCAUUCGCCGUCUUGGUUCUUCCAACAUGGAGCAAAAGGUCAUUGCAAGCAAUGCUCUUGGAGAUCUCAUCAAGAAAGCCGGAGAGUCUGUUCUCGCCACUUUGCUGCCUACUCUUGAAGAUGGUCUCCAAACCUCCCCCGAUGUGGAUGUCAAGCAAGGUAUCUGUAUCGCGCUCAAGGAAAUCAUCGCAUCUUCCUCCCCAGAUGCCCUCGAGGACUACGAGAAGAUUCUCAUAUCCAUUGUCCGUGUGGCAUUGGUUGACAACGAUGAUGAUGUCCGAGAAGCAGCCGCUGAGGCUUUCGAUGCCCUGCAGCAAAUCUUGGGCAAGAAGGCUGUGGAUCAGGUUCUGCCCCAUCUCCUGCUCCUACUACGGAACGACGAAGAUGCUGAGCAAGCAUUGUCAGCCUUGUUGACUCUCCUCACGGAGCAGACGCGUGCUAACAUCAUUCUACCCAACCUCAUCCCGACUCUACUGACAUCACCUAUUUCCACGUUCAACGCCAAAGCACUCGCGUCUCUGGCCGAAGUCGCUGGCUCUGCGAUGGCUCGUCGCUUGCCCACUAUCUUGAACACGCUGAUGGACAACAUUAUCACGUGCAAGGACGAUGAACAGCGGAAAGAGCUCGAUGACGCAUUCAGCACUAUUUUGGUUUCCGUGGAUGAGUUUGACGGGCUAAAUGUCAUGAUGAGCGUGAUGCUAGCCUUGAUUAAACACGAUGAUGAGCGCCGUCGUACCCGCGCGGCCGACCAUCUCAGAAGAUUCUUCUCCGAUGCGGAGAUCGACUUCUCUCGAUACCACCAAGACCUUAUUCGCGUGUUGCUAAUCUCCUUUGACGACCCGGAUAAGGACGUCGUCAAAGCUGCUUGGGGCGCCCUUAGCGGGCUUACCUCUCGCCUGCGCAAGGAAGAGAUGGAAGUUUUGUCCGUACCAACCAGACAAAUCCUCAAGGGUGUUGGAGUACCUGGGGCCGACCUUCCCGGUUUCAGCUUACCGAAGGGUAUCACUGCCAUUUUGCCAAUCUUCCUACAGGGUCUUUUGAACGGCAGUGUUGAGCAACGUACCCAGGCCGCCCUUGCAAUUGGUGACCUCAUUGACCGCACGGCGGCGGAUUCCUUGAAGCUGUUUGUGACUCAAAUCACCGGUCCCCUCAUUCGUGUCGUGUCAGAGCGCUCAGUCGACCUCAAGUGUGCCAUUUUCUUUACGCUCAAUAAGCUCCUGCAGAAGAUUCCCCUCGCUGUCAAGCCUUUCUUGCCCCAGCUUCAACGAACCUUUGCCCGAGGUUUAGCUGACCAGACUAGCGAGACUUUGCGUAACAGGGCUGCCAAGGGUCUUGGAAUUUUGAUCACCCUGACGCCUCGUGUCGAUCCACUGAUUGCAGAACUCAUCACUGGAACGAAGACUGCCGAUGUUGGCGUGCGGAAUGCCAUGAUGAAGGCUCUACAAGAGGUUGUAGGCAAGGCUGGUGCGAACAUGAGCGAGGCUUCCAAGAACUCUCUCCUUGCUCUUAUCGACGACGACGCCAGCGAUCAAACAGAUGCCGUGGCCAUCACCAACGCCAAGUUGCUUGGAGCACUCGUUAAAGUUCUGCCACCAGCUACUGCUGGCCCGCUUAUCAAGAGCCGCGUGCUCACAUCGAACUUCUCGCAUGCGUCCAUUUUGGGAUUGAAUGCCCUACUGGUCGACUCUCCGUCAUCAUUGACAGAGCACUUUGCGGCAGAGACAGUGAACCUGAUCUGCCAGGGUGUUACGCAUAAGGAUCCCUUUAUCUCCGAUAACAGUGUACUCGCCGCUGGAAAGUACUUGCUGCUUGAGGAGCAGCAUAGCUUUGAAAGCAACAAGGCUAUUUUCGAGGCCUUGUCACCGUGCCUUCAGCCCGGCACGCCGUCCGACACCCGGCGACUGGCGCUGGUCGUGAUCCGAACAGUCGGCCGCCUGCACUCAGAGCUGACGCGGCCCCAUCUCGGGCUUCUCGCACCGCCAAUAUUUGCCGGCGUCCGCGACAUGGUCAUUCCUGUCAAGCUCGCAGCAGAAGCUGCCUUCCUCUCCAUAUUCUCAGUGGUGGACUCGGACUCCGCCGUAUUCGACAAGUACAUGGCAGGGCCUGGCGCUGAACUUCCGCCAGGACCUAAGCGGAGCAUGUCUGACUACUUCAAACGAGUUGCGAUGCGCCUAGCUACCCAGGCGCGUGAGAGAAGGGAGGCUGAAGGCGGACAGGGCGGUCUGGGACUGUCUAACGACGAGGUCGAGGACGAAAAGGAGGUGUGGAGUAUUGGAAAAGUCGAGUUGGAGGAGGGUUCGUUUGGCGACGAGUGAUGAUUUGUUAUGCUUGACCUACGAACUGCAUGAGUAUAGACAGAUGUAUACCCUUGUUUUCCGGGGAAUCUAUGUUAAAAUCCAAAA